UAGCCUUUUGAGUAUUUGUUAUCAGUGUUACUCAAAAAAAAAAGUAUUUGUUAUCAGUGAAGUGAUAUUGUGGAAAUGGCCUCAAGUUCAAGCUGGACUGCAAAGCAAAACAAGUUGUUCGAGAAUGCUUUGGCAAUCUAUGACAAGGAUACACCAGACCUGUGGCAGAAGCUAGCCAGGGCUGUCGGAGGCAAAACCGUGGAGGAGGUGAAACUGCAGUACGAUAAGCUUGUGGAAGAUAUCAAGCAGAUUGAGUCUGGCAAUAUCCCUUUACCUCCUUAUGGUAAGAAACCCGGAGGCAGCAAAGGAUACAAUUACAUGGAUAAACAAAGGAUGAGGAAUCUAAGGCUGUAGGGAGUAUGAAGCAGAAACAAAGAGUUUGGACCUUCAAUAAAAGCAAAAUGCAGCAAAAAUUUGUUUUCAUUACUGAUCA
Molecule: messenger RNA, 433 nt
Organism: Hibiscus syriacus
Lineage: Eukaryota; Viridiplantae; Streptophyta; Magnoliopsida; Malvales; Malvaceae
Product: protein RADIALIS-like 6
Exons: 2
Coding region: 76-354 (92 amino acids)
Molecular function (GO): DNA-binding transcription factor activity
Source: RefSeq, a predicted model, not a curated record